GACUGAAUCUCAGCUUUAGUUACCAUGCAACGAGACGCCUUUGAGUUGCACUCUUUCUGCACAUGAACUCUCUAGCUAUCUGAUAUGGUGCAUAGCGUUAUAGUUUCGCGAAAUAUAUGAUAUAUAUGGCGAUGUGAGGAUUUCAUAGUGCAUAGUCGUGGUGAUUCUGUAAGACAUGUUCCUCAUCUAGGUAGCUACACAGCUCGGAUAAUAGGAGUAGAUGAUAUGGCUGACGGAUGGUGUACUGACAGCGGGGAAGCCGUGUACCGCUCCCAUGAUGCAGUGAAAAACCUUAAAAUAAGAGUCCGGAUUGAGCGAGUGACCUCCGCAGCAGCUCUCGUUCACCAUCUUCAACAGCAACAGCAGCCGGAACGAGGCGCCCUGGAACUCAACCCUUUAAUCUCCCAAACAAGAUCAACUGAUGAUGAAGAAGAGCUGGUGGUUGGCUGGCAAGAGAAACUGUUCAGUCAGUAUGAAGUGGACCUGUACCAGACCGAGUCGGUGUGCCAGACCCCGCUGGAAAAACAGUAUCACGCCGAAAUCUUGGAAAUGGAAAGAUGUAAAAGAAGACAAAAUCAUCGCAUUUUUACCUACACAGACUUUGAUCGCUUCACCAACUGGGAGGAGCAGGCUCAGAGUCUGCAAAUUCCAGCCCAGAGCAGACCCACCUUCCUGGCAGAGCGCAUGGCAAACGUCAGGCACAGACGCCAAGACAGACGGCCAGCAGACGCCAACAUUCCGAAGGCCCGUUUAGUGGUGUGGGAGCCGUCCAAAGAGUUUAUGAAGAGCAGCCACAUUGUCAACACACCCAUGCAGACCAUGCACAUCAUGGCCGAUUUGGGACCUGCCAGAAAGCUGGGGUUGAAGGAGAACGAAUAUGUCUUGUGCACCGUAAAAGCCGACAGCAACGGAGUCCUUACGGUGAAACCGGAUUUCAACAACAGUAGAGGACCCUACAGGCUGGAGACGGAGGGAGAAAAACGGGAAGUGUGGAGGCUCUACCUGGAGAACGCUUCUGUUCCUAUUAGCAUGGAGGAGAAACAGCGGGAGCAGCGCAUGUACAGAGAUCUGUAUAGCCGCCAUAAAGAUUACCUCAGCAGCCUCGUUGGCCAGGAUUUUGAAAUGCCACCACCAGGAUUUCUUCGCCUGAUCGUUAACGGAGAGAUAGUUUCUGCACAAGGCUAUGAAUAUGACAACUUAUAUAUUCACUUCAUCCUGGAGUUGCCAAACAACUGGUCCAGCGUGCCAUCUCAGAGUCUGUCAGGCGUGACUCAGACAUGCCGAACCCGAGCAUUAGGCAAGGACAACGUGGCUUUCUUCUCCUACCCCUUCAGUUUUGAGUCGUUCUUCAAGAAAGAAGACGAGUCAGAAGAGUCAUUGCCUCAGUGGCCCGUGCUGUACUUCAGGGUUCUGUCCCUGGAUUCCUGGCAGCGCUACAGAACCGAGGGCUACGGCUACCUGGUCAUCCCCGCGACGCCUGGGUCUCACAGAGUGACCUGCCACACAUGGAGGCCUCUGCAGACCGGCACGGUGGCUGAACUGAGACGUUUCUUUAUCGGCGGAGCUCCUGAACUCGAAGACAUCAGUGACGUGAGAAUACCAGGAACGUUCAAGGGGGAUCGUCUGAGCCGGUUCGGGUUUCGAACCCAGACGACAGGAAGCGUCACUUUCAACCUGAACUGCAUCCAGCAUGCACGCGCAUUUGUGGAGGCCAACGCUCUGAAGAAGAGACGGCAGACGGUUUUAGACCAGCUUGGAGGCCACAGUCAGAAAGGAUCUGUUUAUAACGUGCUAGAGGCUUUCCAAAGGGCACGUAAACGGAUGCAGGACGCCAGAGAGAGUCUGCCCAGAGAUCUGAUCAACACCACUGGAGCACUCGACACCGAAUCUUCAGCAUAAAUAUAUUUUGACAGUGUUUUAUAGAUUAUUUGUAUAUAUAUAGUUUGUAUAAAGACAUGCUUUUUGUUGUAAAGUUGAAUUUUUUAUGCUGAAUGUUUUUAUUUUUGCUUAAAGUAAAUUCUGAAAUGUG
Molecule: messenger RNA, 2029 nt
Organism: Hemibagrus wyckioides
Lineage: Eukaryota; Metazoa; Chordata; Actinopteri; Siluriformes; Bagridae
Gene: mks1
Product: MKS transition zone complex subunit 1
Exons: 18
Coding region: 226-1899 (557 amino acids)
Biological process (GO): cilium assembly
Cellular component (GO): MKS complex
Source: RefSeq, a predicted model, not a curated record